AUGUUUCCACGGACUGUAGCAGUAGUCGCCUUGCUAGGCGCUGCCAAUGCUCUUCCCAGCCAUGUCCCUCAAGUGCACAAACGUGCUGGCAAGAACACAUACGACUAUGUGAUCGUUGGUGGCGGCAUUUCUGGGCUUGUAGCUGCAAAUCGUCUUUCUGAAGACAAGAAGAAGAGUGUUCUCGUCAUCGAAGCUGGCGGCGCUGAUGACAACAUGAACAUCCGCUUGCCCUACGCCGCCACUUAUCCAAUCAACACAACACUCUUUUGGAGUUUCGUUGCCGAACCAGAGCCUUUCCUCGCUAAUCUCACAUAUGCUGGUCUCGCAGCGCAGGUACUUGGUGGUGGUUCUAUCGUGAACGGCAUGGCGUAUGAUCGCGGUUCAAUUGCCGACUUCGAUGCGUGGGAGGCGCUAGGAAACAAGGGCUGGGGUUGGAGUGGCAUGUACCCCUUCUACAAGAAGAGCACAACGUUCAUCCCACCACCGGCAGAUGUAGCAGCAGAGUUCAACAUAACCUGGGAUCCUACGGCUUACGGGAACGGUCCUUUGAAGAUCGGUAUCUCAGACUUCCAGUAUCCCGACACCAAGGACUACUUCAAAGCCUUCCAGGGUGCGGGCGCGAAAAUGCAACUCGACGGUAACAACGGAGAUGCGUAUGGCGCGUCAUGGUGGGCCAACACAAUGAACCCUGAGACUGGCGAAAGAUCACACGCUCGUAACUCUUACUAUGAACCUGUUUCGACUCGCUCGAACUUGAAUGUUCUUCUGGAUACACUUGCCACGGAGCUCGUGUUCGACAGCGGUAGGAAACUCACUGCGAAGGGUGUCAAGAUUACCAAUAAGAAGACGAACACGACCUCAGUCGUUUAUGCGAAGAAAGAAGUUAUUCUGGCUGCGGGUGCAUUCAACACCCCGAAGCUUCUCCAAGUUAGUGGUAUCGGACCAAAGUCUGUCCUUCAGGCUGCCGGUAUUCCCGUGAAGCUUGAGAACGACGCUGUUGGUUCAAACUUCCAGGACCACCCGUAUAUGGGUGUCGUAUUCAACAUUUCCAAUAUGAGCACACCCAACCCGACUUCUCUGGAUACCGAUCCUGCCUUCAACGCUUCAGCGUGGGCAGAAUACCGCGCAAACAGGACAGGACCAUUGACACUGGCACGAGGCAACAGUCUGGCUUUUAUCCCACUUCCCAAAAUUGAUCCUAAGAGGUACCGAAGCCUUGCCAAGCAACUGACGGGUCAGAAAGAUGAUGCAUAUCUGCCUUCCAUCUACAAGAACAACAAGAAGCUGCUGAAGGGUGUUCGCGCUCAGCGGAAGAUUCUCGCUGGUCUGUAUCAGAACCCCGAGGCUGGUAUGACGGAAUACGCGAUCCCAGCAUCUGGUUCGUACGAGCUCGUCGCUCUUGAGAAGCCGGUUUCUCGUGGCACAAUUAUGAUCAACCCUGCCAAUCCCCAAGGUCCGCCAGUCAUCCUGUACAACGCUAUGAGCAAUCCCCUCGACAAGGCUAUUCUCGCAUCUUCCGUGCGCUGGAUUCGACAGGUCUGGGCUCGUCCAGAGCUUGCGAAGUUUUCGCCUGUAGAGCUUGCGCCAGGCCCUCAGUACACAAGCAAUGAAGACAUUAUUAAUGUUUCGAUUCAGUCGCAAGCUAUUACACCGUCGCUCGCGCAUCCUUCUUGCAGCUGCCCUAUGAUGCCGGAAGAGAUGGGUGGCUGUGUUUCUGAUAAGCUUCUCUUCUAUGGCGUCGAGAACCUGUCCAUCAUUGAUGCCUCUAUUAUGCCUCUCAUCCCCUCUCAACACAUUCAAUCAACAAUGUAUGCUAUUGGUGAGAAGGCGGCGAGCAUCAACAAGAGCCGCGGUUGA
This is a messenger RNA of Alternaria arborescens, 1857 nucleotides long. RefSeq lists its product as hypothetical. The record is from RefSeq and is a predicted model, not a curated record. Gene Ontology annotation, biological process: secondary metabolite biosynthetic process. The transcript has 3 exons. Bases 1 to 1857 code for a protein of 618 amino acids. Gene Ontology annotation, molecular function: flavin adenine dinucleotide binding; oxidoreductase activity, acting on CH-OH group of donors. NCBI's taxonomy places the organism in Eukaryota, Fungi, Ascomycota, Dothideomycetes, Pleosporales, Pleosporaceae.